Molecule: messenger RNA, 2015 nt
Organism: Thermothelomyces thermophilus ATCC 42464
Lineage: Eukaryota; Fungi; Ascomycota; Sordariomycetes; Sordariales; Chaetomiaceae
Product: glycosyltransferase family 90 protein
Exons: 2
Coding region: 33-1709 (558 amino acids)
Source: RefSeq, a predicted model, not a curated record
ACGAGCCGCGCGUGGUGGUCCCGCACGACGACAUGUCGCGGCUGAUACACACCGCGCAGACCAAAGCCAUCCCAGCUGCCGGCGCUGUGAAGAGGCCCCGAAACAGCUUCACCUCGAGACCGGCAGACCUCAGCAGCAACGGGCACUUCGACGAGGUCAAGCGCACCCGCUUCGACUACUUCGCCCACCAGCCCGUCUGGACGCACUCGCGCAUGUCUUGCCCCCCGGAGUCUCCGGCCCGGAUCCUCGAAGAGGAAGAUCAGUUUGACGAUAUCGCAAAGUACGCCAUUGGCGACCUGGGCUUCGUCUCCAACUGGACCGCCAUGUCCGACAUUUGCCUGUCCCCCUCGCUCAGCUCGACCUACGGCUUCUUCGACCGCCCCAAUGCCUACGGCGUGGUACACGAUCUCUUCCCCAUCUUUUCUCAGUCAAAGAUUUCCUCCUAUGCCGACAUCCUCUACCCCUCUCCGUGGUAUUGGGCCGACAAGGUCCCCUACUCCGCCGCCAAGGAUCCUGCUUGGGACAAGAAACAAGAUCGCCUCUACUGGCGCGGCUCCACAACAGGCGGCUACUCUCGCGACGGUGGUUGGCGCCGUCAACACCGGCAGCGUUUUGUGCAGAAGAUUAACGCUCCAGAUAAAGCCAAGAUUUUAACGCCCCCCUCAUCUCUCCCACCGCCGCCGUCGCCAUCAUCUUCCUCUACUCCCACCAAGCCCACUACCAAAAAGCAACAAGAGCAACAGCAACAGCAACAACAACAACAACAACAAUCACGGCCUCCUCAACAAGAGCAAGAACAAAAACAAGAAGAACAACAACAGAAAGAGCAGCAGCAGCAGCAGCAGCAGCAGCAACAGCAACGACAAGAGCGAGAAACUCAACAACAAGAACAACAGCAACAAUCAGCACCACCACCACCCGAACAACAACAGCAACAAAAACAAAAACAACAACAACAACAACACGAUGAACAGCAACAGCAGCAACAGCAGCAACAAUCAGCACCACCACCACCCGAACAACAACAACAACACAAUGAACAGCAACAGCAGCAACAGCAGCAACAAGGAGAAGAAGAAGAGGAGGAACAACAGCGGCCCCAACACCAACAACAGCAACAACAACAGUCCUAUGAGCCUGAACAAUGGACGGUUCGCGAAGUUCCACGCGGCAACUACAAGUCGCUGCUCGACGUCUACUUCUCGCACGUCGGCCAGUGCGACCCUGGCGACUGCGACGCCCAGCGGGCCUUUUUCGAAGUCAAGGACUACGCAAAGCAGGAGGACGCGCUCGAGUACAAGCACGUGCUCGACAUGGACGGCAACGCCUUCUCGGGGCGCUUCUACGCGCUGCUGCGAAGCCGCAGCCUCGUGUACAAGUGGGCCAUCUUCCGCGAGUGGCACUACGAGUGGCUGCGCCCCUGGGUGCACUUCGUCCCGCUCAGCCUGCACGGGGAGGAGUGGCUCGAGACGGUCCGCUUCUUCAACUCCUCCGGCCGCGCGUCCUCCGAGGGGGGGAGCGAGGACGCCGAGGUCCCCAAGGAGAGGAAGGAGGGCGCCGAGGAGGCAGAGCGGAUGGCGCAGAGGGGCCGUGACUGGGCGGGCAAGGUGCUGAGGAACGAGGACUUGGAGGUCUGGUUCUUCCGCUUGUUGCUAGAAUAUGGCCGCGUCAUCGAUGACGACAGGGAAAAUAUUGGGUAUGCUGGCUAAGCAAAGCUAAGUUGGAGUUGUAUGGGCAGCAGGUGGUUGGAUACAUUACCAUAUACCCCGUCCGAGCGAUUCAUAUUUGUCCCUUAAUUCGCACUUAUUGGCCUUCGCCAAAGUGACGAGGGAUAUAUAUAUUGGGGUUGAAUGACUUCGUGAAGAAGUGCAUGGGCUGGCGUUCUCCGUUUGUCGGCUCCCUCGGCGGUUGGGGUCGAGCGUAUUGGAUUUGGGGGGUUAUUUAGCGGCUUGCUCGGAUCAAGUGGAUUUUGUACAAUUCGUGUACAGAUAGAUACAGAGGUGCUAGUAUUAUCG